Benincasa hispida (wax gourd) is the source of this 1401-nucleotide messenger RNA. The record is from RefSeq and is a predicted model, not a curated record. Lineage: Eukaryota; Viridiplantae; Streptophyta; Magnoliopsida; Cucurbitales; Cucurbitaceae.
AUGGCAGCAAAUGCAGCAGCAGCUGGUAGACUUAUGGACAAAUCUUACACUGAGGCUAAAGAGAUACUAGACCGUAUUGCUAAACACAAUAUGGAAUGGGUGGAUGAUACGAAUGAUGGAAAAGCUGGCAGGAAGAAGAGAUCUCAUAACGUUAAUUCUAUUGAUGCCAGCGUAAUAGCCACACUUUCUGCUCAAGUAGGGCAGAUAGCGAGCGAGUUGAAAAACAGGCAGCCUGGUGUUCUACCUAGCAAUACUGAAACACCUGGGAACAAUGAUGGGAAGAAGCAAUGUCACGCGGUGACGUUGCGGAGUGGAAGAGCUCUUGAAAAGAGAAGAAUGAAUCCAAGAAAUAGCAGUCCUUUGAAAGAACGCAUCACACGUUCAAUGGAUCAGGAAGAAAGAACGCUCGAGACUACGAGCCAUUCAGAACCCAGUACGUCUAAUGCAGGAAACUCUGAAGUUACUUUGAACACACCAUUUCCUAGGCGUCUGAUGAAGAAGAAUGAUGAACAAAAAUUCAAGCGCUUUCUUGAGCUUCUAAAGCAGCUGCAUAUUAACAUUCCACUGAUAGAGGCUUUGGAGCAGAUGCCAACAUAUGUCAAAUUUUUUAAAGACAUUUUGACAAAGAAGAGAAGAGUCAGCAAGAAGGAAGUAAUAGCGCUAACGCAGGAAUGUAACGCGUUAGUAAGUAACAGUCUACCAAAGAAGCAGAAGGACCUUGGGAGCUUCCCAGUUCCUUGUUCGAUAGGAGGAUUGGAUGUGGGUCAUGCGUUGUGCGAUCUAGAAGCCAGCAUAAAUCUCUUGCCACUUUCAAUUUUUAAGAAAUUGGGGAUUGGCGAAGCACAACCCACUUUUGUCACUAUUCAGAUCGCUGACAGAACAAUUAAGUACCCAGAAGGGAAGAUUGAAGAUGUUCUGGUGAAGGUUGACAAUCUCAUAUUCCUAGCAGACUUUAUUAUCUUGGACUAUGGAGCAGAUAGGGAGGUACCAAUUAUCUUUGGAUGCCCCUUCUUAACUACUAGGAAAGUUUUAAUUGACGUGCAUAAAGGCGAAUUAACUAUGCGCGUGGACAAUAAGGAGGUGAAGUUUAAUGUGCUCAACACAUUAAAGUUCCCAAAUAGUGAAGAUUGUCAACUAAACAGUAUUGAGUUGCCUGAAGAAGAUACUUAUGUAUGUGAGGUCCUCGCGUUGGAGGAGAACCUGAAAGAAUCAGAGCCGCCAAGUCUGAGUGAGCGGCGGACAAAACUAACGCGUCCAUCACUUGAAGAACCACCAGAACUCGAGUUGAAACAGUUACCUGGACACUUGAAAUAUGCGUUCCUUGGAACCAACAACACUUUACCUGUGAUCACUUCGCAAAUCUUACAGAGCCUAAUGAGUAAUCUCUCUUGCAGAUGCUGA